CCCCAUCCCCAUCCCCAUCCCCAUCCCCGUCCCCUGCCCGCUUCGGCGCUGUCCGGCGCUGUCCCGGCGCUGUCCCGGCGGUGUCCCCGUGUGUCCCGGGCCAUGUCUGGGCGGGCGGUGCGGGUGCUGCGGCUGGGCGCGGUGCCGUACGCGGAGGCGCUGCGGGUGCAGGAGCGCUGCGUGGCGGCGGCUCGGGCUGCGCGGGGCCCGGCGGCGCUGCCGGUGCCGGCGGCGGCCCGGGGCGGCCCGGAGGAGCCGGCGGCGGAGAGCGUGGUGCUGAGCGAGCCGGCGCAGCCCGUGUACACCUGGGGGCUGCGGGGCGCGCCGGGCGCGGCGGAGGCGGCGGCGCUGCGGGCGCGGGGCGCGGCGCUGGUGGCGGCGCGGCGCGGCGGGCACAUCACCUUCCACGGGCCCGGGCAGCUGCUCGCCUUCCCCGUGCUCGACCUGCGCCGCCGCCGCCUGCCGCUCCGCGCCUACGUGGCCGGGCUGGAGGCGCUGGUGCUGCGGCUGUGCCGCCGCCUGGGGCUGGGCACGGCCCGGGCUCUGCCGCCGCCCUACACCGGGGUCUGGAUGGGCGACAGCAAGCUCUGUGCCAUCGGUGUGCACUGCGGGAACCACAUCACCUCGCACGGGCUGGCGCUGAACUGCUGCACCGACCUCUCGUGGUUCGAGCACAUCGUGCCCUGCGGGCUGGAGGGCAAGGGCGUCACCUCGCUCAGCCGCGAGCUGGGACAGCACGUCGCCGUCAGCCACGUCCUCCAGCCCUUCCUCGACUCCUUCCAGGAGGUGUUUGAGUGCACUUUGGUCUCCUCGGAAGAGCCCGGGGUCUAGGAUCCUUGUGCUGCCUUGGCUGGGUGUGCCCCGGGCCAGGGCAGCCCCCGGGGGUCUCUGUGCUGAGACGAGUUCUUGUGCCUUUGCCUGUGGACUGUGAGUGGACCGUGGCACAGCAAGGCUGCUGCUUGACAUCCAAACCUGCCCUGGGAGUCUCCAUCCCUCGGCUGAGACCUCCGUGGGUGCCACUGACCAUCCAAACCUGCCCUGGGGCUGCUCUCUGCAUCCCCAUGAGUCUCCAUCCCUCGCUGAGACCUCCGUGGGUGUCACGUCCCCACGUCACUUGCUGGGGAAGUACACAAACAGGUGCUUUUGUGGGGUUUUUUUAUCUGCUUUUUGCCCUACAGAAAUUAAAAGAUUUGUGUGAAUGCUCACGGGUUCACAGGAAUUCACGUGGGUCAUCCUUGCUGGUGGGUAAAAGGAGAUUUUAUAUAUAAAGAGAGUUGCUGGGAA
Serinus canaria (Common canary) is the source of this 1284-nucleotide messenger RNA. RefSeq names its product lipoyl(octanoyl) transferase 2 (gene LIPT2). The transcript is spliced from 2 exons. Gene Ontology annotation, cellular component: mitochondrion. The coding region runs from base 103 to 831 and encodes 242 amino acids. Gene Ontology annotation, biological process: protein lipoylation. NCBI's taxonomy places the organism in Eukaryota, Metazoa, Chordata, Aves, Passeriformes, Fringillidae. The record is from RefSeq and is a predicted model, not a curated record. Gene Ontology annotation, molecular function: lipoyl(octanoyl) transferase activity.